UAUCAUGUGAUUCGUGUCAUAUGAUCGUCGCUGUAUAAGUUCAUUAGCACGCGGCUGGACAACAGUUUCAGUGCCGCAGGUGCGCGGAAGGACGAGAGGGACACGCAUUUGUAUCCUUGCGUCUGGUCAGCAAUCACUCCCGUUAUAUAUCGCUGUCUGUCUGUUGUCGUAAGGAUGCGUGCGCUCGCCGUCAUUGUUUUGUUGGCGUUCAUCGGCGGGUCUGCGGCCGACACUCCGGCCAACUGCACCUAUGAGGACCUGCUGGGCACCUGGAUCUUCAGCGUGUAUAAUGUGGGUCACGAUCGAACCAUCAACUGCUCUAGCACAGGAAAGUCUGUGAAAACGGUGACCGUGGACCUGCAGAAACUGUCUGUAGCUGUGGAUGAUCUCGGUCACACUGGCUUCUUCACUCUCAUCUAUAACCAGGGCUUUGAAGUAGUGAUCAAUGACUACAAGUGGUUUGGGUUUUUCAAGUAUUCUCAGCAGGGUUCAGAGGUGACCAGUUACUGCGAUCAGACGCUGCCCGGUUGGGUUCAUGAUGUUUUGGGGAAUAACUGGGGCUGUUUCACUGGGAAGAAAGUGCAGCCCAUCCAACCCCGAAUCGACCACAAUCACAUUCUUGGAUUCCAACACAAACUGCUCAUGAAGCUGCCAUACACAAACGACAUGGGGUUUGUGGAUCAAAUAAACUCAGUUCAGAAGUCUUGGAAAGCGACAACAUACAGUCUCCAUGAGACCCUCACCAUACAGGAGAUGCUGAGAAGAUCAGGAGGACAUGCCUCUCGUAUACCACGACGUGUAAGGCCUGUGAUGGUUUCUGCAGACAGUAAGAUGGCAGCCGGUCUUCCAGAACACUGGGACUGGAGAGACGUGAACGGAGGCAAUUAUGUUAGCCCUGUCCGCAACCAAGCUCAAUGCGGCAGCUGUUACUCUUUCUCCACUAUGGGAAUGCUUGAAGCUCGAGUCCGAAUCCAGACGAACAACACGCAGCAGCCGGUGUUCAGUCCACAGCAAGUGGUGUCCUGCUCUCAGUAUUCUCAAGGUUGUGAUGGAGGUUUUCCAUACCUGAUUGGUAAAUACAUCCAGGACUUUGGCAUUGUGGAGGAGGAUUGUUUCCCAUACACCGGGAAAGAUUCUCCCUGCAAAGUACCUGAGAAAUGCACGAGGUACUACGCCUCUGAUUAUCACUACGUGGGUGGGUUUUACGGCGGCUGCAGCGAGGCGGCCAUGAUGCUGGAGCUGGUCAGGAACGGCCCCAUGGGUGUGGCCCUGGAGGUCUACCCAGAUUUCAUGAACUACAAGGAGGGCAUCUACCAUCACACCGGCCUCCGUGACUCCAUCAAUCCGUUUGAGCUGACGAAUCACGCCGUGCUGUUGGUGGGGUAUGGAAAGUGCCAUAAGACUGGCGAGAAGUACUGGAUCGUGAAGAACAGCUGGGGAACCGGGUGGGGCGAGAAUGGGUUUUUCAGGAUCCGUCGAGGAACAGAUGAAUGCGCCAUUGAGAGCAUUGCUGUAGCCGCUACACCAAUCGCCAAACUUUAGAGAGUGUAGACUAAUUGGUCAAUUGAAACGAGCACGGCCUGGAGAAGUAUUUUGAUAAUCACAAUUCUGAAAAAGGGAAACCGGUGUUGUAACUAAUUUGUUUUUGUGAAAUGACCUUUUCAGGUCCCUUUUAGUAGCAAACAGUUUGAACGUGAAAUUACAAGUCUCUUUAGAUUUGAUUCGCUCUCAUUUCCCAAUUCUUCUUACAUUAUGAAGCUUGAAACUAAGUUAAUUUUGGAUUCAAGGUUCUCCUCUUUGGUUGUCAUCUUGGUCUUGUUCCAUGUGAGUCGACAUCAUCUCUGUCUCCAUAGCUUUUGACUUUCUCUUGCUGACCUCUAGAGAAUUUAUUAAUCUUCUGUGCCUUUUACUGUUCUUUUUGGCAGCCCUUUAAGGAAUAAUGGUGAGGCCAUUUUAGUUUCUGCCUCUUCAAAUUCCCAGUUAUCAUCUUUCUCUGAGCCACCUGUCCACUUGAAAACUCCUGAUUCGGCCUGUCUUGGGUCACCUGUUCUUUCAGUUGUUGCUGUCACCCAAAACCAACCCUGUCUAGAGUGUAGUUAUGGUUUUAAAUUGAUCUAAAAAUCUUAAUUUUUGUAGGUCUUGUCUCUAGAUUUGCAGUGCCGUGUUUUGUUGCAACUGACCUGCUGCCUCCAUCUGUUCAUAAUCUUCUACUUCAACACACAAAGUUGUUCUGUCCUUUUUUUGCUCCGUUUAUGUGGAUUUCCACAAGGAUUGUGUGUAUGACCAAAAACAGCAUUUCAAAAAAAUAAUUCCCUCCUUGUUGGAUCUGUGCUAAUGAAAGUUGGGUGCCUUCAGGUGCUGCAAUGUGGCUCAACUGCUUAUAAUGUGUUUUUAAGAAAAGGGAUUUUAGAUUUUCAUUGAUCCAUGUGAGCUCUGAAGGUCACAUUUGCACUCUGCCUUGUCAGUUUUUACACCACUCUUUUAAUUGACAGUCAAUUUGUAUUUAGAGAAUAUCAAGUUGGCAAUUGCUCUCAGGAAAAUCAGUACUUGUGAUUUUAAUGAACAAUCACUUGAGUCCUUUGCCAACCGUUAAGCUGCUCGGGACUAUUUGAAUCCAAUCACAAUCUUAGAUUUUUGCCUUUUUUGCACCUGUAUGUGUGUCAUGAUUU
Sinocyclocheilus grahami is the source of this 2669-nucleotide messenger RNA. Its product is annotated as dipeptidyl peptidase 1-like. Gene Ontology annotation, molecular function: cysteine-type peptidase activity. The transcript has 7 exons. Bases 175 to 1542 code for a protein of 455 amino acids. Gene Ontology annotation, biological process: proteolysis. Lineage: Eukaryota; Metazoa; Chordata; Actinopteri; Cypriniformes; Cyprinidae. The record is from RefSeq and is a predicted model, not a curated record.